AUGGAGAUAAAGAUGUUUCACAUACUUAUAGGCGCUCUCUUAGGUUUACUGUUCCUUGCAACGGAGACCAGAGCCCAAUUCCAAUUUUUCGAGCAGAUGUUUGGCGGCGGCGGACACCAGCAGCAGCAAGAUCACCGUGAACAGAAUGUUGCCAGCGACAGCUCCUGGUACCAGCGAAAUUAUGACAAUGCUCAUUGUUCCGACUAUCUUUGUCCUGGAACUCUAGCCUGCGUUUCUGUUCCACAUCAUUGCCCCUGCCAGCACCCGGAUGUCGAGGACAAGUUCGAGCUGGGAGAUGGAAGCGCUAUCUGUAUAUCUAAGGGUGGAUUCAAGGCCAAUGAAGCUGCAAGAAAGGUUGAGCUGGCACGGAAGGGAUUGCUGUGA
This is a messenger RNA of Paracoccidioides brasiliensis Pb18, 384 nucleotides long. RefSeq lists its product as uncharacterized. The record is from RefSeq and is a predicted model, not a curated record. The transcript is spliced from 2 exons. Bases 1 to 384 code for a protein of 127 amino acids.